AUGUCUACGGUUGCGAAGAAGCCGCCCGUCAUCUCAGUCGGCAGAGCGAACUCAGAAUCUCCCACUGGAACCGCCGCUGGAACCGGCACGUCGCCUCCCAACCCGACUCACACGCGAGCCCAAUCCGUGCGCUCGGCCACGCCCAACGGCGGCAACCACGCGAGGACGAGAUCUGUUCGCGCCGCCCCUGUUUCUGCCCGCGCUGCCGUUGCCCGACGAGACACGGCCAUGAGCAAUACCGACUCCGACGCCCGCGCCGCUGCGGCCGCGGCCCUGGAGGAUCUCCAGCAGCGCCUGGAAAAGGAGGAGAAGCAGUCGGAGCAGUACAGGCGACAGGCCGAGGUGCUGCAGUCCAAGCUGGACGACGCCGUCAAGGAGUCGGCCAAGCUGGAGGAAAAAGUUCACGAGCACGAUGAGCUGAUCGAGACGCUGCGAAACGAAAAGAGAGAGGCCGGGCGCAAGAUCCGCGAGAUGGAGACAAUCUACGAGGCGGAGCGGAGCGCGAUCCUCAAGGAAAAGGAGGAGAUGGCGAACAAGGAGGAGGAGAUGCAGAUGGUCAUUGCGCGGUUGAAGGAGAGCUUGGCCCAGAAGCUGAGUCUUGAAGACGAUCCCAGGCCGUCAAGGCAAUGUAAGCCGUCUCUUGCCAGCGCUUCCCCCUCGCUGGACGGCAGCGGCUUCGCCCCCCCGUCUUCCCUUCAGCGGAGUGACUCGCGAAAUAGCUCCAAGCUGAUCCUACAAAAGGACAAGCUCAUCGAGUCGCUGCGUCUGGAACUCGCCGAAGCCCAGAUCAAGCUGGUCGAGUCCGAGAACCAGGGCGGAGGCAGAUUGCACGAGGUUGAGCGCCAGCUGAUGGAGGCGCGCAUGUCCAACGCGCGGCUCAUGGAGGACAACGAGAGCUACCAACUGCUCCUCCAGGAGAAGACUCUCAAGGGCGACUUUGGCCAGAGCGACUUUAGCUACAUGAGCCCGACCGUCAACGAAGAGGCAUUGAACGCGCUCGAGGGCAAGGCAGGCGGCUCCAGCCUCGCUGACGAGCUGUCGGAUGCGACGCAGUCCGAGGGCGAGUACAGCGUUGACCACCGCCGCCUCGAGAGCGAAGUCAAGGCGCUCAAGGAGAAGAACAAGGCUCUUACGUUGUACAUCAACAAGAUCAUCGAGCGCCUGCUCCAGCACCAGGACUUUGAGACGAUCCUGGAUCAGUCGGCAGACAUGAAGCCCCCGUUGCCCGAGAAGGACAAGGAGCUCCCGCCACCUCCGCCGGCGGAGAAGCCCCCCAAGAUCAACACGCAGGUCAACGGACAGGUCAACGGACAGGCCAACGGCGACCUCAACGGACAGCCCAUUCUGCAGCGAACUAGAACCGCGCCCAUUAUGACUGGAAGGGUGAGACCGCGACCCUUUUCCAUCAUACAGACCAAUGGCACUCAGUUGGAUCACACCGAUCCCGACAAGGCGCCCAGCAUCCCCAUCGGCCUUGGUCGGAUAAACAGGCGUUCGCGACCUGUCAGCGAUCAGUUCCCUGGAGCGGCCAGCCUCGUCAGCCAGAUGUAUAGGGGUCCGGACAGCCCUGCCUCGCCGCCCCUCAACCAGAGGCACUCUUCCGCCUUCUUCCCGACCGCCGGCGUGAUUGGCACUCCCGGACGGAUUCCUAGCGGUAGCCAGGCUCCUUCAUCCGGAAACUUCCCAGGCACGAGAGGCGAGAGAAGCGAGACAUCAAGUUUGAGCGGCGACUCUGGUGAGAUCUCGACGCCGCAGUCGCAGUCGCCGCCGCGUUCCCACUCCGACAAGCAGACAACCUUCACCGGCAGCAAGCCCCGGCCGCUGAGACUGGUCCAGGAGAAUCCCGACGCUGUCAAGGACAACAACGCCAACAAACGAGCAAGCUGGAUCUCCGGCUGGAGCUGGGGAGGCAAGAAAGACGAAGUCCCAGCAAGCCCCGCAAUCCCAGAGUAG
Molecule: messenger RNA, 1953 nt
Organism: Trichoderma citrinoviride
Lineage: Eukaryota; Fungi; Ascomycota; Sordariomycetes; Hypocreales; Hypocreaceae
Exons: 2
Coding region: 1-1953 (650 amino acids)
Source: RefSeq, a predicted model, not a curated record